This is a messenger RNA of Etheostoma spectabile (orangethroat darter), 1298 nucleotides long. It is a transcript of the gene ctxn1, whose product is annotated as cortexin 1. Bases 836 to 1111 code for a protein of 91 amino acids. The record is from RefSeq and is a predicted model, not a curated record. The transcript is spliced from 2 exons. NCBI's taxonomy places the organism in Eukaryota, Metazoa, Chordata, Actinopteri, Perciformes, Percidae.
CAGGGAGGUGGGGCGGACCCUCAAACUGAGCGGACUUAAAGCACAGCAGCAGAGGUGAUGCAGAGUUCAGACCUGGAGCUCCGCGUGCAAGCUCAGAGAGACCGCAGCCUUCCGCGGUGCUAAAACCGCGCCUGCUGCUACUGCUGCUACUGCUGGAUCAUCACUCCAAGUUGUACUCAUCUGUGACAACAGCUGGGAAGUAUCUUGAUGACUGAAUCCCCAAAUGAAGACAUUCCUGGUGACUCAAGAUAUGAAAACUCAAGUGACUCAAUACCAUAACGUUCUCUGAAGCAAACAAAACGCAGAUUAUUAACAGCCUGCAAGCACUUGAUCCAUGGAACAUCAUCUUCAGCCACUCGAUUGGAAUUCAUACACCACUUUGUAAUCACAAUAGAUGCCCCUCUAGGGCUGCUUCAGGAUAACACUUAAAAUAAACAGAGGAUCGUGCCAAUGAUUUAAAGUUAAAGUGGCGACCACAGCUUCUGUAUUAACUACUCUUGAGGGAUUUACUGUAAUUAAACACUCACUGAGCAUGCCUCGGCUUGCUGCUCAGCUUGCCUGAGGGCUUAUUCAUUUGCAAUACUAAUUGGCCUCGCGGUUGAUCUGCUGAAACUAUUUAUUUGCCUUGUGGCUUGUGGGAAGCACCGUGGCCGAGUUCACUCUCUUGACAUCUGCCACAUUUUCAAGAUGUGAUGUCCUUCUGGAUUUAGAAAUCUAACUCACGAUAACAAAGAUGACCCUGCAGAGCCAUGCACGCUCCUCAUAUCGUCUGACUGCUAAAUAAAACCUACACAGUAAACGAUUUUAACCUUCAAAACUUUCCCUCACUUCCACGAUGAGUGACACAAACUACUGGGUUGUGGACUAUGAAGUCUCCUCUCACCCUCCGCCCGGGUUCCCCAGGGGCCCGGCGGCGCUGCAGCCCACGGCAGGGCACCCCGAGCAGGGAUCGGCCCUGUGUUUCGUUGGCCUCCUCGUGCUGCUGCUGUUCUUUCUGGUCGUUCGCUGCAUCCGUAUCUUAUUAGACCCGUACAGCAGCAUGCCGGCAUCCUCGUGGUCGGACCACAAGGAGGGGCUCGACAGAGGGCAGUUUGAUUAUGCACUGGUGUGAAGAUAGGAGAAAGGGAUGAAUUUGGAGAUAUGUAGAGGUUCUUUAGGGGCACUUUUGAUGGAUGAUGUUUGUUCCGUGCCCUGUUUAAAGCUUCUAUUUCCAAAGUCUCAGCUCCCAAAAAUAAAAGAAACUGCAUGUUUGUUGUGUGGUUGGGAUACUGGAAUGCAAUGCUGUAAAGAUAACAGCA